This is a messenger RNA of Ornithodoros turicata, 1713 nucleotides long. RefSeq lists its product as uncharacterized. Gene Ontology annotation, biological process: proteolysis. NCBI's taxonomy places the organism in Eukaryota, Metazoa, Arthropoda, Arachnida, Ixodida, Argasidae. Gene Ontology annotation, molecular function: aspartic-type endopeptidase activity. The transcript has 2 exons. The coding region runs from base 1 to 1713 and encodes 570 amino acids. The record is from RefSeq and is a predicted model, not a curated record.
AUGUCUGGUUUACCUCCACCGCCUUUCUUUCUGUCCACGCCUGGGAGGCCAGCAAUGCCAUGGCAGUCAUGGCGGAAGACGUUCGAAAACUACGUGCUCGCCGCUGGUUUUGAGUCCGCAGCAGUAGCCCGCAAGGCGGCAAUCCUGUAUCAUUGCUUAGGCACUGAAGGUCAACGACUUUUCGACCUACUACCUUCGCCUUCAGCAGAUUCAGAAGCUCCUGGUUCUUCACAAACUGAUGCGUACAAUAGUGCUCUGCAGAAGUUGGAUUUGCACUACGCAGUUGCAGCUAACCCUAUCGCCGAACGUCAUCGUUUCCGCCAGCGUGGCCAGCAAUACGGCGAAUCUCUUGAUGAUUUUGUCAUUGCACUUCGGAAACUUGCAAAUACCUGCGAUUUCGGAUCGACUUCGGAUCUUAUGAUUCGUGACCAAAUCGUUGAGUCUACAAACAUUCCGCACUUACGUGAUCGUCUACUUCUGGAAGGACCGUCGCUUACUUUGGCGAGAACAGUACAGAUUGCACGCCAGCUGGAACAAGUUCACCGAGACGCAAGAGAGUUCGCGAAUACUACUGAAAAUACAGUUCAACGUCUUUUCAAGAAAAGCACGAAGAAAUCCGUCAGCAACCGACAGAAGACUGGACCGUUGAAGCCACCGCACACUCAAGCAGGAUCUCACUGCUAUCGUUGCGGGUCUUCCUUUCACCUCGCUAAUUCGCCAUCGUGUAAAGCACGAAACCAGAAAUGUUUCUCCUGCGGGAAGUCGCCUGGAGAGGCAGAAAUCUUCGACACAAACCCAACGGUGCUACAACUUCACACCCGGGAGAAGACGAAAACUGGAAUAUACGUUACGCUGAACGUUGAAGACAGACGCAUGCAGUUUUUGAUCGACACAGGUUCUUCAGUGUCAGUUAUGUGCCAUGACACGUACGACUCCAUGUUUGCGUCGCAGCAUCCGUUACAGCCGGCAACUGUUCGCCUACUGGACUUCUCGAAACGCCAUAUUCCAGUACUGGGAUGCUUUCCAGCGCAAGUAGCUUACAAAGAUAAGGCGACGUGCCUCGUAUUUUACGUUGUGCAGGAUGGCACUUCACUUUUGGGUCUGGAUGCACUUACGUCCUUAGGAAUAAACAUCGACGGCAUGCAACUCUCAUGUUUCAACACAGCUACAACUUCAACACCUUUGCCAGCGGAGCUCACAGAAGAAUUCUUUCAACUUUUCGACGGCAGACCUGGUUUAGCAAGAAACUACGUGCACAGAGUCACAGUGCGUCACAAUGUUGCGCCGGUGACGUCGAAGUUCCGACGUCUACCCCAAACUGUACGCGAGAAAGUGUCUGAGGAACUUCGACGAUUAGAAGCGGAUGAUAUUAUUGAAAGGAUAACAGCAUCUGAAUGGGUGUCUCCGAUCGUUGUUGUCAAGAAAAAGAAUGGCAACAUCCGUCUUUGCGUCGAUCUUCGGGAGGCAAACAAGGCAGUAGUUCCAGAUUGUUUUCCUCUUCCUCACACAGAGGAACUCUUGAACGCUUUGUCUGGCGCCAAACGCUUCACGAAGCUUGAUCUAGCUUCUGCAUAUCACCAAGUCCUACUCCACCCAGACAGCCGCGACUUGACUGCUUUCAUAACACACGAAGGACUUUUCCGUUUCAAACGAGUGUGUUUUGGCCUUGCUUCCGCACCGUCCGCUUUUCAGCACAUGAUGACCCUGGUAUGA